Vitrella brassicaformis is the source of this 931-nucleotide messenger RNA. The record is from the annotation of a GenBank genome assembly. NCBI's taxonomy places the organism in Eukaryota, Vitrellaceae.
CCAUACUGUGGUUUUAUGUGUGCAUGGACUGGACAGGGUCAUUCAUUCAUUCAUGUACAGAGUCAAGUGUGUGCAGCUGCACUGCAGCCUUCCCUUCGCAGAGAGGCUCUGAAACACGGCCAUGGCAGCGCAACACACACAGACAGAUAGGGAAUGCAGCGGUAGUCAGUGCCGGAAAUGACAGGAAGUCAGCAGGGGGGAGCAUCGACAGAUCAAUGAGUCAGUCAGUCAGUCAGUCUUGCAUGUCGUCAUCUUGUUGCUCGUCGUCGUCACUCGUCGUCUUGCGCACAUACAGCACGUUGUUACACCUGCAAUGCAACCCCCACACACGGCGCGGCGCGUGUGAGGUGUAAACGCCGACUCAUCCAUUCACUCAGUCACCUGAUGAGUAUCUCUCCGAGGGUGCCUUUGAAGUUGCCGUCAAUCCACUCCUCGGCGUUGAGGAGCUGGAAGUUCAUGUAGUCAUCCACCGACUUCAACGUGCCUGAACGAACCAAUCGGCCAGCCACACGGACACACAUCAAUGGUGCACUGACUGUAAUCUGUGUGUCUGCCUGGCGCACCUUUGUACUCCAUGCCCCACUUGAGCUUCACUAUCACCUGCACACAUGGACGCGCACACCAACCAUGAGCGAUGCCCAUCCGCCUCGGCGUCUGUUUGCUCACCUGCUUCCCUGACAGAUCCUGAAGGAAAGGUUUGGGGUUCAGGGGAGUGAUCUGCAGCCAACACACGAUCACACAGCAGCAUUCGGCAUCCUGCCUUCUCUCUCUCUCACCCCGCUCAUGAUGCUGCCUUGUCUGCGUCGUGCAGCGAAGUCAACAGGGAGUGAAGAUCCAAGUCAAAAGCGGACGCCGACGUGGAUGCAGAGUGCCCACGGCGCCUUCUGGGCUGAGAUGCCGCUUUUUGGUUUUGUGGCAACCUGGUCACAGC